Messenger RNA from Silurus meridionalis, 5405 nucleotides. It is a transcript of the gene crb2b, whose product is annotated as crumbs cell polarity complex component 2b. Gene Ontology annotation, cellular component: plasma membrane; protein-containing complex. The transcript is spliced from 13 exons. The coding region runs from base 149 to 4522 and encodes 1457 amino acids. The record is from RefSeq and is a predicted model, not a curated record. Lineage: Eukaryota; Metazoa; Chordata; Actinopteri; Siluriformes; Siluridae. Gene Ontology annotation, molecular function: calcium ion binding. Gene Ontology annotation, biological process: establishment or maintenance of epithelial cell apical/basal polarity; heterophilic cell-cell adhesion.
AAUAAAGUGCUGCAGCAUGGGGCACUCUCACACACCCACAUGUUCAGUUUCCCGUAAUCAAGAAAGCUAGAGCGACCCGAGGAGAUGCUGAGGGAACGUGUUGAGCACUGGGAUUAUUAGAAUUGAAAAUCAGGAGUUCUAGGAGACGAUGGAGUUGGGACGAUCUUAUUUCAGAAGGCCCAGAGCGCUGCUACUCACCAUGAUCGUGUACAAAUGGGGAAUAUUCUGCACAGCAAAGAAAGACAUGUGUUUGUCUUCCCCAUGUCAGAAUGGAGGCACAUGCAUUAAAGGAGUGGCUGACUAUAGAUGUUUAUGCCCAAAGGAACCACUUAUUUAUGUGGGUAAAGACUGUGAGCUACUGUAUGAUGCUUGUGCUCAUGUCAACUGUCAUAGCUGCUUCAGCACCCUAGGAACAGAUAACUACAUUUGUCCAUGUCCAGAGGGCUUUGGAGGCCCAAAUUGUACUCAUAAAAUGGACAACUGUAAGAGCAACCCAUGCACUGGAAUAAAGAACCACUGCGUGGAUGCAGAUAAUGGAUAUUUCUGCCAUUGCCCGAUCGGCUACAAUGGUGAGGACUGCCAGACUCAUGUGAUGGACUGCUCAGGUAAUCCCUGCUUUAACAAUGCAACCUGCAUUCAGACAUACCAUGGCUAUGAGUGCAAGUGUGGUCGUGGCUUCCAGGGGACCCACUGUGAACACAAUACCAACGAAUGCCUGUCACAACCAUGUCAGAAUGGUGCUAUUUGCCUCGAUGGUAUAGAUGUGUAUCACUGCUUCUGUGUGCCUGGAUUUCAAGGCUACAACUGUGAGAUAGACAUUAAUGAGUGUGCGUCACAGCCCUGUGAGAACAAUGGAAAGUGUACUAAUGGGAAGGAUCGUUACAUCUGUGAGUGUAGGAUAGGAUUCACAGGAGUGAACUGUGAAAUUGAGAUUGAUGAGUGUGAAGAGACUCCUUGUCAGAAUGGUGCUACAUGCCAUGACUAUGUGGGUUUUUACACAUGUGAAUGUGUGCCUGGGUUUGAAGGCAUCAGCUGUGAUGUGGAUGUCAAUGAAUGUAUCAGUGUGCCUUGCCUCAACAAUGGCUCAUGUAUUGAUUUAGUCAACAGGCAUCAGUGUGAUUGCAGUGGGACAGGGUUUAUUGGCUCAAUUUGUGAAGAAGAGAUUUUGGAAUGUGAGUCUGAGCCCUGUCAGCAUGGAGCCACUUGUCUUGAGGGAAUUAAUCAAUACACCUGUCAGUGCUGGCCAGGUUAUGAGGGAAAGAACUGUGAGAUCGAUGUGGAUGAAUGUGAGGCUCAGCCUUGCGAGAAUGGUGGCAGUUGUUUUCAGCAUUCUGACCAGAGACAUUAUGGUGUCUUGGGCAAAUCUUUCAGCUUUAAGUAUGCUGCCGGCUUUCACUGUAAAUGUUUAUCCGGUUUUACAGGUGAAAACUGUUCAAUUAACAUAGAUGAGUGUGAAUUUGCACCAUGCCUAAAUGGUGGAAGCUGUGAGGAUCUAAUUAAUGCAUAUAAAUGUUCUUGCUCUCCAGGUUUCACAGGUUUCAUAUGUGAGGUGAACAAUGAUGAGUGCGAAAGUGCACCUUGUCAGAAUGGUGCUUUGUGUGAAGAUGCUAUUAAUGACUAUGUGUGUCAUUGCCCUACAUCUGUACCUGACCAACUACCUUGGGGUGGCCGUAACUGUGACAUUGCUUUGACUGGCUGUGUAGAUAAUCCCUGCAAAAAUGGAGGCACAUGUGAACCUUUCUUACAUGGAGUCAAACAUCUUUUUCGAUGCACGUGUUACUCUGGCUUUUCUGGUGACACCUGUAGCAUUCCCACCACGUUCUCUUACUUUAAAGCAUCCUAUAUUGAGGUGGAUGUUCCUAAUAACAAGAUUUAUAACAGUAACGUGGCUAAUAUUUCGCUGCGAUUCAGGACAACUUUAUCAAAUGUAGUACUGUUCUUCAGAGGCAAUGAUCAAUGUUACUUCACACUGGAGCUGAUCGAGGGAAAUCUCCUGGCUACAGCAGAAUCAGGGGAUUUAGAGCUGCUGGUCAAAUUUCAUGGUAACUUUAAUAAUGGAUUAUGGCAGACAGUGUCUGGUUCCAUAGAUGAGAAGCUAGUUUUGAGUUUCUUAGAUAAGAAUGGCACAUAUAUUCAGCAGGAAGAUCACAAUCAGCAUUUUUUCUUUCCUACACAUUGUCUGGAGAAAGUCUACAUUGGUGGGGUCCCACAAGAUUAUCAGAAGAAAAUAAAGACAUGGCCAGGAUUUAUUGGUUGCAUGGAGGACUUUAUAAUCAGUUCUCAGCUUAUUCUGCCCUAUAAUUUCUCUCAAAAUAAUUCUGUCUACAUCAGACCGGGCUGUGAGAAGUCUGAAUGGUGCCAUUUAGAUUCUUGCUCUCAACAUGGACAGUGUGUAGACCUUUGGACCGAAUACAAAUGUGACUGCCAAAGGCCAUAUUUUGGAAACAUCUGUUCCCAUGAGUACCCUUCAUGGACAUUUAGUCAUGAGCAUAAUAAAAGCUUUGCUACAUUCAAUAUAACUCGGAGCCAUGCUGUUAACAUCAGUAUAUCAUUUUUAUUGAGAACACUCAAAACCAGUGGCCUUAUUCUCCAAAUGAAACGAGGAAAUCAGGCAUACUUUUCAGUGUUUCUAAGGAGAGGCACAAUUAAUGUUGCUGUGUACUCUUCUAUUAGAGAGAGUUCUACAUUUAUCACAGAUGGGAAAAAGGUGCUUAUUACCAUUGAUGUCCAGGGAGGAUUUUUAUACUUCAAUCACACUGAAAUACUUUUUAGAUUUGAGACUUUUCCUGAGCUUGAAGUGCAGGCAGGAGAUGUGGUAUAUGUUGGUGGACUUCCUAAAGAAGGUGACACCAUACCUUGGGGUGGCUAUUUCAAAGGUUGCCUACAGGACGUACGUCUGGAUGAUUCUCAGCUCUACAUGUACAUAAACAAAAUAAUGAAAAUACAUGAAGAUACAAGCUACUUAGCAGACAUUGCACAUAACGUGCUGGAGCACUGUGUCAGCGAUGAAGCAUGUAAGGGUAAACCAUGUCUGAACAGAGGAAAAUGCAUGGUCAACUGGAAUGACUUCAUCUGUUCCUGUUCACUGAACUACACUGGAAAAACAUGUGACAUUCGAGUGUGGUGUGCUAGCAAUCCAUGUGCCAUGGGUAGCCGUUGUGUGAACCUGCCUGAUGGAUAUGAAUGCUUGACCAAUGGCACAUUCGAAAACAAUGCUUUGAAGUACAGUGCCAGGGGCUCUUUAUCUGAUAAUGUGAUGAUGGUUUCUGUGAAAUUGAGGACGCGAACAGAGAAUGGAACACUUCUUCGUGCCUCCAAUGAUGUAGAGCUUUUCUACCUGGGCCUCUUGAAUUCCUCCAUUCAGGUCAAGAUCCGUAAUACCAAAAGCCAGGAGGUGUUCGCUUUCUUUAGUGAGGUGGAAGUUUCAGAUGGAAAAUGGCAUCAUGUUGAGCUCAGGAAUAAAGGUUCACGCUAUGCUUUGUCUCCUUGGGACCUCACUGUGGAUGGGCAAUUGAUUGGUUUGAGCCAAGCAUUUGCUGGAAACUUGGAUUUAUUUAACCAUUCUACUGUGUGGUUGGCAGAAAACUUCACUGGCUGUCUUGGUGAAAUCAGGAUAGGAGGAGUGUAUCUGCCACUGAUAGGUGGCAUUUAUGAAGAAGCACCCCAAUUUUCGCAAUUUAUCUAUUAUGGAAGCAAAAAGGAGCCACAAAUUGGAUGCAGUGGUGCACCCUUAUGUCUAGGGUAUCCUUGUUUAAAUAAUGGCUCAUGCAAAGACCUCUUUAAUCACUAUAGCUGUGACUGUGCCCCAGGCUGGCAGGGUGAAAACUGCCAGGAUGAUGUUGAUGAAUGCAUUUCUGGGCCUUGCAUCAAUGGGGCCUGCAGGAACCUUCCUGGGGAAUACCAGUGCCAGUGUGCCCAGGGCUAUAGGGGAAAGCACUGUGAUGAGGAUGUAAAUGAGUGCCAAGAGCUGCAUUGUGAAAACUCAGGGUCCUGCAUGAACACUGUGGGUGGAUAUACAUGCAUCUGUCAUCCAGCAUUCAGUGGUCCACACUGCCAAUGGAGCUUCCCUCCACUACAGUGUGGAGUAGAUGUGCAGUGUACUAAUGAAGGAGUCUGUAUGGAUGGACCCUGGGGGGCCAACUGUACUUGUGGGCUUGGAUACACUGGAGGGAGAUGUGAGAAGAAGAUAGAUGAGUGUGAGUACAACCCCUGUCUCAACGGAGGCACCUGUAUGAAUCGGCAAAAUCGUUACCAUUGUGAGUGCUUGCCAGGUUUCAGUGGAGAUAGCUGCGAGGCUCCUAGGCAGCAGCAGAUGGACAGCAUCCCCUGGCUUGUAGUGGCAAUUCCAUUGAUGUGUUUUGCUGCUUUGCUGGCUGUAGUUGGUCUUGGAUGCAUGAUGCUCACUGCCCGAAGGAAACGACAGUCUGAAGGUACCUAUAGCCCCAGCCAACAAGAAGUGGCAGGAGCUCGUCUUGAAAUGGGCAGCGUACUUAAAGUGCCUCCUGAGGAAAGGCUGAUUUAAGGACUUUGUGCAUAAAGUAAAAAAAAAGUAUUAACCUAAUAUGGGGCUCCCUUGAUGUUAAAUAAUAUUUGAAAAUACUAUGAUCAUCACAAGGACUUGUGACAAUAUACAAGUAAAAUAGCAGAAGCACUGUGAGUAAGUAACUUAAUGAGAUUUUUUGUAUUCAUAAUGUGUGGCAUAGUUGCUAAAAGAUUUGACCUAUAAAUACAAAUAUGAUGUUUCAAGACUCAGUAAGUCAUAUAUUUUAUAACUUUGAAUAGCAUUAUUAUAGAUUUUCCUGGGUAUAUAAAAUAUAAUUUUAUGUUCUGAAAUGUAUUUUUUUUUGUUCAACUGAAAAUUUCCAGAAAAACCUUAAAUUAAUAUUAUAUUACAUAUUUGGUAAAAGCCAACUAUAGUAUUCCACACAUAUCAACACAAAAGUAGUUGUAAUUGUUUAUACUGUACUAUACUAUAAUCUUCCAACCUGAACUACACAUACUAGCUGGCUAACCUUUUAAUACAGAAUAUUUUUUUACUACUAUGGAUUUUUACAAAUUUUGUAUUACAGGUUUUCUUUUCUUUUUUAUAAACUAUCUCAGUCUGAACACACUGCAACUAUUAUGUUUUUCUAAACACUGGACUUUUUUUUUACUUUUAAUGUCACAUUCACUGGAAAUGUUGGAAAGACCUAUCCUACAAUGGCAAAUUUUAUUAUUAUUUCAUGUGCAUUUCUUUUACUGUUUUAGCAUCUUUCUUAGUAAGGGACUUGACAAUGAAUAUGUAAAUCAUAUCCAUGAGUGUGUUAAAGUUAUAGUAUGUUAAGUAGGUCACCAGUAGUUUCAUUUUCUUGUAAAUAUACAAGCCAAAAUGAUUUAAUAAAUUUAUUUAUUGAGGUACUCCAAAA